Molecule: messenger RNA, 2420 nt
Organism: Tribolium madens (black flour beetle)
Lineage: Eukaryota; Metazoa; Arthropoda; Insecta; Coleoptera; Tenebrionidae
Exons: 5
Coding region: 215-1357 (380 amino acids)
Source: RefSeq, a predicted model, not a curated record
AUGCCGUCAAAACAAAUUUUGCAGUGACGUAUUAAACAAAUGUUUGUAUUUUUUAUUUGAACUAAGCAAUAAAAGCAGUUUGAGAUAUUUAUUGCUAAUCAAAGCAAUAAUACUUAGUUAAAAUCUAAAUCGGUAAUUAAUUGUAUUGGUAGAACUACUAAACACAACUCAUCUUAACCUCAAUGCUUUGGCUGUUGUUCUGAAUUAGUGGGAAAUGUCUCCAGAAAUCAAUGGAAACCCUCCAAGUGUUACCAAACGGAAGAAAAAUCGCGAAAAGAAGCCUCAACCAGCACCAACUUUAAAUCCUUUAGAAUUCAACAUGUCGCACUGCAGCUACUUUCCUACAAACCCCAACAACUUUCACAACAUAAGUAUCCCCGAUAUUAGUGCUUAUUACUCAUACUUGAAUUAUCCAAAUCCAUCUGAACCCAUGUCCUUGCCCGUCUAUCCCAUCAACUACCCUAAUUAUUUCCCAUCUAACCCCAAUCUCAAUUUUUUGAGUGCCACAAAACAACCAGUUGUGCCUUCAGUGAAUGGUGACAAUAACGAAUAUCUGAGUUUGCCUGUGCCUAACGCCGAUCAGAGUGAUGAUGUAACUAAGAGAAGAUACUCAGAUCCAGGCCUACCAAAUGAUAGUGAUGAUAGUGGAAGCUCAAUAGAUAGUAAGGUUGUUGAAAAAUUGACUCACCAAGUCAACGUCUUGAAAGAGAGCAACAGAAAAUUGACUAGGGAAGUUAUGGAGAUGAGGAUUGAACUAAACAUGUUGAAGCAGCAACAAAAUUCCAGACAUUUUGACAGGGAGUAUGAGCCAGGGAUGUUGGCUGAUAUUAUAAGGGAAGUUAGGGAUGCAGCCAGAGUUAGGGAGGAUGCCUUAUUGGCCAAGGUUAAACACAUGAUUGAAGAAAAGCAGCUGAGUAUGAACCAUUUACAUCUGGUGAGUGAGAAGAAUCGCAACAACGACCGCAUUUCGAAAUUGGAGGAGCAGUUGAAAAACAUGAGCGUAAACAACUCGAGAACUGAAGACACCGAGGACGCAUCGCCGGAAGAUAGUGCCACCGCCCGCCAAGUGCUCGAAUUAGAGCGAGAAGCUCUUGUUCUCCGGCGGGAGCUUCAGGAAACUCGCGCCAAAAAAGAAGAAGCCGACCAGAAGCUCCUGCACAUUGAGGCAAAUUUCGAGAUGAUUUCUUGGUUGGAUAAGAAAUUGUCCAAUAUCUUGCGACGAAAUGAUAUUUGCACGUCGGAUGCUUCCGAAGAUGGUAAAACUAACUCAAUCGACUCCAUUUCGGUGACAACUACAUCGUCGAUUUCACAGGCCGUUCCAAGAGUCACCUUGUCAGGUCCAGUCACUGAUUUAUGAUUGGUUUAUUUCAAUGUUUGAUAUUAGCAGCAAUACGUUUUGAUAGAUUUUAUUUUAACAUAUUAAAAAUAAUAAUGAAACAUUUUAACGUUAUUAGUUGAUGAUCACAACUGUCGGUCUUCUGAGUAAAUAUUAAUAUUAUUUAUAUUGUAUUAAGUGCUAUUUUAUCAAACUUUGGAAUUUCAGAUAUAACCGAACAUUAAGAUACUGAUGACGAGAAAUAAGGUAAAUAUCAUAUUUUUUAUUGUAAAUCUACACAUGCAUGUCUAGAAAAUUAUGUUCAUGUGUAUUUAGAACGGUUUGUAAUCUUUAUAUUUAUUUUUUAUAAUUUUUUGAUCGCCAAAAAUUCUAAGGUUGUGGAAACAUUCCAUCCAAUAUGAUGUAAAAUAUAGGGAAUAACUGUGCCUUCUUCGAAAUUAAACGAAGAUUUUUAUUCAAUUGUAUAACAAACGCUUUUUACUUUGUCAUAUUUCUUAUCCGCCUGAAAUAUUUAGGUAUUUGGAUUUAUCAUAAUACCUAUGUAACGGGUGUUUUUAAAUUUGGCGCCAAAGCUGUCCAUGAAAGUUUGAAUGUGAAGGAACAAUCGUAUUGAAAGUUAUUAAUCUGACAUUUCACACCUCUCUAGGCGUCUUAAAAAUAUAGUCACCCACUAUGAUGCCAAAUUAAAAAAAAACACCCGUUACAAUAAUAAUGAUUUUUUAUUCAUUUAUUCUGCCAUAGCUAAGAUGUACAAUUUUUUUAUUUGUUUUGUAACACUGCCUAACUCAAGUAGGAAUCAAGUACUUAAGCAAGGCGUAAUCGAUAAUUGUUUACUUGAUUGAAUAACAUUCCAAUGGGAUGGCUAGAUUUUAUUUUUAGUUGAAAAAAUGCAGUCAUUUUAGGAUUUUCCGAAUAUUUGAUAAGAAAAUUACUCCAUUUGAUAUUAUUAAUAAAGUAAUUUUUUUUUUGUUAGAUAUAUUUUCUGAAAUGACUGUAAUGGUGUAAAACAUGACUGGUGCAUCAGAAUUUACUUAGAAUAGUGAUGUUUAAUCCAAAAAUAAUAAAUACUUAUAUUUUUCUAACA